UCCGGCUUCUGGGACCCGGGUGCACCACGGCUUCCGGUGUCAUGGCUGCUUGAAGUCCCGGGAGUCGGUGAGGCGGCUGCAGGUCCCUCCCUGCGGAGCCGCUGGUCCGGCUGGCGGAGAUGUGACCGCGGGCCCGGCCGGCCUGCCUCAGGCGUCGCGUCAGCUCCCGUGUCCGUGCCCUUAACCCACACCGAUGGCGGGAUCCGGCUGCGCCUGGGGCGCGGAGCCGCCGCGUUUUCUGGAGGCCUUUGGACGGCUGUGGCAGGUACAGAGCCGUCUGGGUAGCGGCUCCUCCGCCUCGGUGUAUCGGGUUCGCUGCUGCGGCAACCCUGGCUCGCCCCCCGGCGCCCUCAAGCAGUUCUUGCCGCCAGGAACCACCGGGGCUGCGGCCUCUGCCGCCGAGUAUGGUUUCCGCAAAGAGAGGGCGGCGCUGGAACAGUUGCAGGGUCACAGAAACAUCGUGACUUUGUAUGGAGUGUUUACAAUCCACUUUUCUCCAAACGUGCCAUCACGCUGUCUGUUGCUUGAACUCCUGGAUGUCAGUGUUUCGGAAUUGCUCUUAUAUUCCAGUCACCAGGGUUGUUCCAUGUGGAUGAUACAGCAUUGUGCCCGAGAUGUUUUGGAGGCCCUUGCUUUUCUUCAUCAUGAGGGCUAUGUCCAUGCGGACCUCAAACCACGUAACAUAUUGUGGAGUGCAGAGAAUGAAUGUUUUAAACUCAUUGACUUUGGACUUAGCUUCAAAGAAGGCAAUCAGGAUGUAAAGUAUAUUCAGACAGACGGGUAUCGGGCUCCAGAAGCAGAACUGCAAAAUUGCCUGGCCCAGGCUGGCCUGCAGAGUGAUACAGAAUGUACCUCAGCUGUUGAUCUGUGGAGCCUAGGAAUCAUUUUACUGGAAAUGUUCUCAGGAAUGAAACUGAAACAUACAGUCAGAUCUCAGGAAUGGAAGGCAAACAGUUCUGCUAUUAUUGAUCACAUAUUUGCCAGUAAAGCAGUGGUGAAUGCCGCAAUUCCAGCCUAUCACCUAAGAGACCUUAUCAAAAGCAUGCUUCAUGAUGAUCCAAGCAGAAGAAUUCCUGCUGAAAUGGCAUUAUGCAGCCCAUUCUUUAGCAUUCCUUUUGCCCCUCAUAUUGAAGAUCUGGUCAUGCUUCCCACUCCAGUGCUAAGACUGCUGAAUGUGCUGGAUGAUGAUUAUCUUGAGAAUGAAGAGGAAUAUGAAGAUGUUGUAGAAGAUGUAAAAGAGGAGUGUCAAAAAUAUGGACCAGUGGUAUCUCUACUUGUUCCAAAGGAAAAUCCUGGCAGAGGACAAGUCUUUGUUGAGUAUGCAAAUGCUGGUGAUUCCAAAGCUGCGCAGAAAUUACUGACUGGAAGGAUGUUUGAUGGGAAGUUUGUUGUGGCUACAUUCUACCCGCUGAGUGCCUACAAGAGGGGAUAUCUGUAUCAAACCUUGCUUUAAUCAGUAACCUAAGGACUGUUUCCUUUUUCUCCUCUUCCAUUUCUUGGGUUAUUCCACAUAUGAAUGCAGGACUACCCCCUUACCAUUUUAAGAAGGUACUUUAUACAUUUAUUUAAUCCUACUAAUGUGCAGCCAUUGCCCAAGCAGCGACUGCGUUGCAUACAUUUGGCACUGAGUAGGACAAGACCUCUCAGCUAUACAUUGAGGGGUUUUAGAGCAUCCAUGUGGGCAACCGUUUUUUGUGCAGGACAGCAGGUGUUGCUCUUCAAUAUGUAGCCUAAAAAAAUCUUAAUUAUUUCAUGGAUCAUGAAGCAAGGAUGAAUAACAUCAUGUCUUGGUAAAUACAAAUUUGUUAGGUUUGGUGACAUCAUUUACAGAUUAUUUCUUUAUGUUGUCCAGUGGUUCUUCCUUAUUGUUGAUAUCCAUAAGCUGGCACUGGAUGCUCUCAGUAAUGUUAAGUAAUUGUCAAGCAGCAGUUACCUACUGUGUUCUUAACACUGAGUUGUGAAUUUUUUCUUAAAGCAGUACUGUAGUACUGAAUAUUCCUUUAAAGGAACUGCAGUGAGCCUAUCUAAGUUUUUUUAAAUUAAGGCUUUUAAAAUAGAAAGCUGAUGCUUGAUCUUGCACAAUUUUUAUGUCUAGUAUGUAUGCUUGAGUGAAUGUGCGAGUAUGAAUGAUUAGAGAAAAUUUGAGUCAGUGUACUUUAUAGUGUGAAUCCUGUGAGCUAAUACAGUCUAUACUCAUUUCUUCCCUACCUGUUUCACAUCCGUAAGAUUUAGGAUAUACAUUUUUUGAGAGGUAGUCUGUCUGAUACAAUGUAAAUGACAAAACAUAAUUCCUGAGAGGCCCAGAACAAACUGGAGUCUAGCCUGGAGUUAAAUUGAGACUUCUAAAAUGAUUGGAACAAAGACUAAGUUGUGCCAGAUGUAAAUCAACCCCUCUUUUAGUUUACUUUAGACUUUGUAUUAGCUCAUCUUUUUUGUAGUAAAUCUAUAGUUUUAAGGUUUCUCAAGAUGUGGCUCUACCUACUAUGAUGAAAAUUGAAGUGGGUCAAAAGAAUUAGAUGUACAGUGAAGGGAAAAGAAAAAAAAUGGGCGAAGAGAGGGUGGAAAAUAAAAGGAUUCUUUUUUCUUCCUUUCUGUUUCUCGUAUCCCUGCUCCCUUUUUCCUCCCCUUCCCUCAUUCUUUGCCUCUAUCCUUAGCUGAAGGGAAACUAGAGGAACAGCAUCCCACAUAGUUUGGCUUUUGACUGCAAGGUAGUUAAGAAAGGUGUAGAUAUAAUGAGGUAGAAGUAGAAAGGAAGAAAAACUCAAAGAAUUCCUAAAAGGAUUCAUAGCAACCUAAUGUGUCCCUGAGUAGAGGAUGCUGCUAUGCGUGAGUUCAUGGACACAAGUUGAUUACAUGGUUUUUAGAAUUAUAAUUAUGGAUUCUUCUUAUUUCAUGGUAGGUUGUCUUUAAAUAUAUAAAAAUUAGGAUGCCUUUAUGAAGCACUGAUUAUACCAAAAAAAAAAAGACAAGUUAUAUACAGGUUAUUAAUUUUUUUAUUUAUUUAUUUUUUCCUAAGGAAAGAGUCUUCUAUCUUUCCCUGCUGGAAGCCUCCUCACAUUUCCUUAUGUUUGCCAUGCAGGUUGCUGAGAGUCCAAUUAGAAUUUGCAUUUUACAGAAUGAAAUACUUUACCCCAUUCAAACAAUUACUGUUUGACAUUUUAGUUAUUUAUAAUUGUCAAAUUCAGGACUCUCCUUUAAUGUUUAUUAUGAAACCAAAUUUGGCAUAAGGAGGCUGAUUUAUGAAUUACCAAAGGGUCUUGUGGCAUGUUCCCCAAUACAUGCCCUUAGAAGGAAGAACUAUUAUUUUUUAUUUUGGCCCUUUCAGGAGUUGAUUAUAAAUCCUGAAAAUUUAUAAUCAACAAAUUUAUAAAUUGGUUUGUUUUCAAGUCAGAAUUCAAGUGGGCAGAACCAGUAUUGUGAAGACCUAAACUUUCCUAAAUGUUCAUAUGGGUAGCAGAUUUUGUGGUGAUUAGAAACAUCAGGUCCUUAAAUACGAUGAACAUGGGAUACAAAGGAAUUCUUUAUAAGGGCAAGUAUCCUAAGUUAGCACAUUUACUUUUCUCUCCCCUCUGCCCCCAAAAGAAAAAUCCUUACAAAUAAACUGCAGGUAGGCUUCUAAGCCUAGUCCUGCAGUAUGCUGCUACCAUCUUGAUGCCAAUCUUCACAGCAUUCUUUGAUUGUCAUCUUAUUGCUGAUACAUUCAUACAUAUAUUUAGUGCUUGACACUGUAGAAUUUUGUUACAGAAGAUGGUUACUAGAUUUUAAGGGAGCUGAGGGAAUAAUUGAUGAGCCUUGAAUUAACCAUGCAUUUAAUUAGAUGUUUUUUUUUGUUGUUGUUGUUUUUUUUUGAGAUGAUGUCUUGCUCUGUUGCCCAGGCUGGAGUGCAGUGGCUCAAUCUCGGCUCACUGCAACCUCUGCCUCGCAGGUUUGAGCGAUUCUCCUGUCUCAGCCUCCCCAGUAGCUGGGUUUACAGGCGCUUGCCACCACACCUGGCUAGAUGUUUUAUAUUAAAGCCAGAGAAUUGAAAAAGAAAUGCCUCCUGUGAUUGAAAUUAUUUUAUAGCUCUUAGCCCGUUCUACCAAAGAUCACAUUAGCAGAUUACCCCUCCCUCCUGUGAUAUUAUCUUUCUUAAACCUGAACCAAAUAUCAAAAGAUACAAGUUUCAUGAUUAGGAUGAAAUAUAUACAUAGGGAUUUUGGUUUAUUGAAGUUAUUGAAAGACCUAGAAAUUUUCUUUUUGAGAGAAAGGGUAAAGAGGUGAGGGUUCAUGUCACUUAACCCCUACCCUUUUGGGCAAAUUUUGUCUCAGGUAGUGUUUUAUUCCCUAAAUUAAUACCUGUGCUUCCUUGCCUCUCACCUUCCCAGUUACUUCUUUGGGGUAUUACUGUGGCACAUUGUACACCCAGAAAAGGCACAUACAGUGAUUAUUUUGUGGGAAAUACUUGAUUCUUUUGAAAUAUAUUUGGAGGGGGUAGCUAGCUAGCCACUGUCAAAACUAAUGCUGUAUUUACAGGACAAAAACAAGUAGAGUUGGACACCUCAGUAAGAGACAGCAUUAACUAAAAGUACUGACUGCCUUUUAAAGGAAUUUUUAAAACUAUCCUCUUGCAAUAAGAGAUCCGCAUUUAUUACCACUGGAUGUCUUCCUUUUUUGUGGCCACCAAUAUAGCAGCUCUCUUUAGAGGGAUUCCCUUUCUGCUAUGCCUUGAGCCAAACUGGCUGCUUUUAGAACAAAAACCAUAAGUAUGGUUUUACUCGAACUUCUCUUUGUUUUUAUUGAGAGAAAUAUUGCCUUCUUUUUGGUACUCCAGCUGCUAAAGAGUGCUGAGAUAUGUUAAAUUAUUUUUUAAAAGAAAAUCUCCGAAUACUUAUUUAACUUGUCUUCUAGAUUCAUGUUGCUUAUAUUUUAACUAUUGAGCAAGUUUAUUAUAAGGAAUGCUGCCAUAUAGAGAAAGCUGAAGAGAAACCAUGGGCAGAAGGCUUUUUUCUGUCUUAUUACACUGGACCUUCACUCUGGUAAGGGCAUCAGUUACUUUUCUGGAAUAAAAGGCGGAGUUAGAGCACUUAUCAGAUGCUGUUUCAUGGCUUGUUUUAGUUAAUUCAUCAUGCAGAUAACUAACAUUUGGGUAUCUUUUUGUUUUAGGUCUUAUUUUCUGACUGUUAGGCCUAUCUUACACAUAAGUUCUACUAUCAAUAUACUUGGCAGCAUGAGUUUUUUUUUUUUUUUACAGUUAAUUUAAUGAAAAUCAGCACCAUUGUAAAUGAUAGUAAUUGUAACAACAUAGUUACUGGGUGAAGGAGUAGGGGAGACACUCAGUAACCAUAUAUUUACCUAGACACUUAUGCAAGGGUACAUGCUAGGUGGCUUUAUUCAGAUUCGGGUACAUUGGAAUCACAUCAUGACUUUGAGUCUGAUGGAUGUGUAGAUAAAGAUUUAAGCAAGUGCCUUGUGUUUCCUGGAAAAUAUUAAAACUCAUUUGAGUGAAAGCUUCCCAGAUGAUGAUAAUUAAUAGCACUUCUGCCUUUUUCCUGGAGUAACUUUUAGACUGAGUUACAUAUGAUAGUAUAAAAGUCCAAAAUUUUCUUGGUUUACCUUUGUUUUAUUUUUCAUAUAUAUAUUCACUGUCUGCCUGGAAAUAGCCUUGGUUUACCUUAUUUUUUUGUAUGUGUAAAACUAUUCAUAUUUGAUUUUAUUCCAAUAUUAUAUAUGAUGGAAAAGCCAGAAUUGUCUGGCAGAAUUUAAUUCUUCCUUGGAUCUCUAGUUCUGUUUUUAAUAUCAGGUUCCUUCAUCAAAUUUUAUUACUGUAGCUCUCUGAUAUAAUUUCAUUUCUUGUCAAUUAUGGUCACAUAUAGACAAGUACUUGGUCACAAUUAGCUCAAAAGAAUCCCCAUUUCUUAAGGUGCUCAGUCAGUCACCUUUAUUUUGAGAUGGUAGUUUUUCAAGUUAGUAUUACUACUAGCUUUCUUGAUGAAUAUAAAAAUGUCUCCAUCAUACAGAGCUGAGCCUCGUGGUAUAUUAAGAUAAGUCUCAUUCUUAAUCACAGAAGAACAUGGAUGUUUUAGUUUUUGGAGUACCCAGAAUUGUAAAGAUUUUGUUUCACUUUGUUUUAGGAUAGCUUCUCUGCCUGAUACUAUAGGAUAUGUCAUGUUCGUUAUUGUAGCCACCUCCCUCAGAUGUUUUUCACUAUUUUUAAAUUAUAUAAUGACCAAUAGAUUCACAGUAGCAUGUACUUGACAAGUGCCAUGGAUAUUUAAGAAGAAGGUAAAUAAUUUUAAUAUUUUUUGCUGUAAUUUUAUAGGAGCAGUGGACUGUAAGAGAAAUAUCUAUAAAUCAGAGAGUAUUUAGGAAACUUUGUAUUUUAUAGGUGGUCAUUAAAGUGAUCUUCAGGAUAUAAGAUAGUUUACACAAACUUUAUUCUCCUGAUAGGAAAUUUUUAUUCAUUUUCCUACCACUCAGCACUUUUGUUCUGCCUUGUACUGCUUAUGAGGAUUAAUGUUUUAAAUUUGCUUUAUUUGUGCUUUUCAGAGAGUUGUCAUAAUUGUGGCAGUUGUGUUUGUGGCACUGUAAAUGCUGAAAUUCAUGGGAAACUUAUCAAAUGGCUGCUUGAGUGUUAUUUCCCAUUAAAUUGGGUAGCUGUCACAAUAACUAGAAGAAAUCUUGUGGCUCUUUUGAAGAAAGCCAUGUAUGUUUUGUUACCUAGGUUCAUAGUAUUUUAAUUUAAAGGCAAAGAGAAGCAUUCUACUUAUUUGUCUUAUAAACCAUUAAUCGUUUUUUGUGCAGAAGAGAGCUUAUUUUGUUAUACUGCUUUGUAUGAUGGAAAUAAGUCACAUUCUGGGGGGAAAAAACUGGAAUUGUUUGUAUUUUGUUUUUUUGGGGGGGGGGAUCUUUAUGUGAAAAAUCAGAGCUACUUGUUACCAUAAGCCCUUACUAUCAACAAGAUAAUUAUUUGUAAUCACUUUUUUAUCCCAGGUUGGAAUUGCUUUCCCCUUCUAAGUUAUCUUCCCUUAAUAAUAUUUAUGAUACCAGGACAGUGAGGGUAUAAGAGCAAAUGUAGUGAGCUAUUCAAAAAUCCUGCAUAUAUGGACUCAAAAGUUCUUUAGUUAUUUGAAUUAUAUAUAGCUAUAUUAUUUUAUUAGCUUGGGUUGUCAGAAGAUUGCCAAUUUUAAGAGUAAAGAGGAGAGAGAUAAGUAAUAAAAAUAGAGGAGGGGAAGAAAAUGGCUCCCUUACUGGUCUUAGUAAUCUUCUAUAUAGUUAAUGAGCUAAAAAAUGAUACUUAAAGUUCCAGGUUUGGUACCGCUAGCAUAGAAACAUUGCCUUUCCUACACAUUCCUCAUCAUUGUUUCCUCAGAAAAUUAUUUUAAGAGUUUGUGAAACCAGAUUAAAUAUCUAUAUUCAGCUUGGCCUAAUUUUUAAAAAUAAAUAUUUAUACUCCAGCUUUUGUGUAUUUGGUGUACAUCACCACUUAUGCAAAUCAAGGAUCAGAAAACUGGAGGUUAGCCAUCUCCAUUAUUUCCUUUUGCACAUUGGGUACAGUGGGUGGCAUUAGUAUGCACUAGCUGCAAAGUCACAGCACCUUAUGGAAAUAAGUAUGUUUAUUAUAAUAAAAAAAAGUUAAGCUGCAUCUCUGUAGAUUAUUUACUUUGCAGACUGUAAAGCUGCCAUAUCUCUUCCAGCAGAAUUUACUCUUCCAUUCUUAAUUCUUUUUUGAAAUAUCUUAAAUAAUUUAACAUUCCUUUAUAACCUCUUAACAGUGUCAAAACUGGGGUAGAAGGGAUUUUAUUUUUUCCCAAAAGGGUUCCAUCUUUGCUAUCUGUUGAUCAGCCUUAGAAAAUCUAAGUAUGAUCAAUAAAUUUUAAUGGUUUAUGGCAUCCUGUGUCAGCUGGAGUAGUUGGUUGUGAAUAUUAAAACCCAGUACUAUUUUCCCUCAGUAACAUGUAAUUGCUACAUUUUUUAUAAGAAGGUAUGGUUAGAAAAAAAUGUGAAAGAUCACUUAAACCAAAGCCAGUUACAAGGAGUAAUCUCUCCUGUUGGUUUACCUUCACCUCAGAACUACAAGAAUAUUACAAUACAUAGUGAAUAGUUGUCUGUAACAUUUCUACCAGUUGUUUCAGUAGCAUAUUGGUCUUGGCAUUUCUUGGCACUGUGGUUCUGCUGUAUUAUUUGUGAUGUCUUAUUGUUUGUGAGCUUUUGUUUUUUUUUUAAAGAAAAAACAAAAAACAAAAACUAAGUGGGACUAUAUAUGUAGAUGUGUGUCAGUACCAAAAAGUUAUUUUCUCAAAUCCCUAAAUUUCUGAUUUCCAUUCAAGUCUUUUAAACUCUUUCCUGCUGAAUAGCAAAGAACUUUUAUUUUCCACUUUCCUAUAUUCCUAAAAAGUGUGAACAGUGCGUUUCAGUUGACUGUAUUGCAUACUUUUUUGCUGAAGACUUUUUCUGUAAACACAAUUGCCUUGUUCAGUUUUGUUGUAAACUGACUUACCAUAAGAUGCACUGUUGAUAAUGCUUUCUGAUGUGUGUUUGAUAAGAGUGAUAAAAUAAAAGCUUAAAAAUAAA
Gorilla gorilla gorilla (western lowland gorilla) is the source of this 8550-nucleotide messenger RNA. It is a transcript of the gene UHMK1, whose product is annotated as U2AF homology motif kinase 1. Gene Ontology annotation, molecular function: RNA binding; ribonucleoprotein complex binding; ATP binding. The record is from RefSeq and is a predicted model, not a curated record. NCBI's taxonomy places the organism in Eukaryota, Metazoa, Chordata, Mammalia, Primates, Hominidae. Bases 194 to 1453 code for a protein of 419 amino acids. Gene Ontology annotation, cellular component: nucleus; neuronal ribonucleoprotein granule. Gene Ontology annotation, biological process: positive regulation of translational initiation; peptidyl-serine phosphorylation; regulation of protein export from nucleus. The transcript has 8 exons.